GACUCGUUCGCGAACGCCACAUCUCUGGAAGCUACGGAAAGCCGUGUGCUGUUUACAUGUGUCCCUUAUUGAUAUCCGAAUACUGACCUUCCUGGUGGGUUAGUACAGUUUCAGAAUAUGUCACACCGUUUUAACAGUUCAUACAUGGAUCUGUAGACAAGUGUACCAAACAUGUCGGCGUUUAGCCUCCUGGUGAAAGGCACACGCCGCGGCGUGCUAUCACGGAUUGUUUGGCCCUGUAUUAAAGUGUUAGCUAACGAUGUGGACUCAGUUACAAACAUAGAGACCCGUGGAGGCAGAAGAAACCACAUCACAAAUGCAACGCGUCCAUUCAGCUCAGAAACACUCAACUCCAAGGUACCGAAGGUUGCAACAUGGGAACCAGUUUCAGAGGACCAGCUGCCACUGCCUGCCCAAAUCCCUGCUGACCUGGUGGACAAACUGGAGCGCCUGGCCUUGGUUGAUUUCCGCACCAAACAGGGACUGGAUUGUUUGGAGAAAGCUAUACGGUUUGCAGAUCAGCUCCAUGUUGUUGACACAGCUGGGGUUGAACCAAUGGAUUCAGUUCUGGAGGAAAGAACACUAUACCUAAGGGGUGAUGCUGAGACAGACGGUGACUGUGCUGAAGAACUGCUUCAGCUUUCUAAAAACACAGUUGAAGAAUAUUUUGUUGCACCACCAGGCAAUAUCCCUCUACCAACGAGGGAGGAGAGGACUGCCAUGCUGAAAAACUCAGAGUUUUGAUCUUUAUGACUUUGUUUUUUCUUUUUAAGCUGUUAAAUCAAAUAAUCUGAUCAUGUGUCGAGA
Molecule: messenger RNA, 807 nt
Organism: Notolabrus celidotus (New Zealand spotty)
Lineage: Eukaryota; Metazoa; Chordata; Actinopteri; Labriformes; Labridae
Gene: gatc
Product: glutamyl-tRNA amidotransferase subunit C
Exons: 5
Coding region: 172-744 (190 amino acids)
Biological process (GO): glutaminyl-tRNAGln biosynthesis via transamidation; mitochondrial translation; regulation of translational fidelity
Cellular component (GO): glutamyl-tRNA(Gln) amidotransferase complex; mitochondrion
Molecular function (GO): glutaminyl-tRNA synthase (glutamine-hydrolyzing) activity
Source: RefSeq, a predicted model, not a curated record